This is a messenger RNA of Ipomoea nil (Japanese morning glory), 2671 nucleotides long. Its product is annotated as DNA ligase 1. Gene Ontology annotation, cellular component: mitochondrion; nucleus. The transcript has 17 exons. Gene Ontology annotation, biological process: DNA recombination; DNA biosynthetic process; DNA repair. The record is from RefSeq and is a predicted model, not a curated record. Gene Ontology annotation, molecular function: DNA ligase (ATP) activity; DNA binding; ATP binding. NCBI's taxonomy places the organism in Eukaryota, Viridiplantae, Streptophyta, Magnoliopsida, Solanales, Convolvulaceae. Bases 70 to 2421 code for a protein of 783 amino acids.
GUUGGUCCCUGGUUUUGGUUCCCGCCAUUUGUGUGUCAUUCCCUCCCCGCAAUCGCACCCCCGCCGUUGAUGUUAUCACUCCGUUCUUGCUCCUGCUACUUGCCCAACACCUUCAUCUUCUUCACUCGCCUCCAUUCUCACCUUACACCCAAUUCAAUUCCAUUUCUCCUCUGCGCUAAACCCUUCUUUCCUAAACCCCUAAUCUUCUCCGCAAACCCUAAUCUCAGACCAAUGUCCACUCCUCGCUCAGCGUUCGACGUCCUCAUGGCCAAUUCCAAGAAGAAAUCCAAGACCCAGACACCUCCGGCCCAAGAGCCUUCGCCCAAGAAACGCAAGAGCGCCGAAAAAGACACUCCGGAGCAGAAGUCUAGCUCUGUUUCAGCAGCUAUUGCGGAAAAUGCCAAUUCCAAUGUGAAGGCGAUUGAAAAUGUAGAUGGGGCGAGGAAUGGCGGGGAGGAAGUGGCAGCUAAGAAACCGAAGUUGAUAAGUCCUGAUGAGAGCGUUGCGGAGCUGAAGAAGAAGGGGGCGAAUUUUGAUCCGAAAAAGGCUGCGUAUUGGGGAGAUGGGGAGAGAGUGCCGUUCAUGUUUGUGGCGAAGGCGUUUGGUGCAAUUGAAGAGGAGUCUGGGCGGAUUGCCAUCACUGACAUUGUGGCCAAUAUGUUAAGGACCGUGAUUCACACCACCCCUGACGACUUGUUGCCGGCGGUGUACCUUUCUGCAAACAAAAUUGCACCUGCCCAUGAGGGAUUGGAACUUGGAAUUGGAGAUGCAUCAAUUAUUAAGGCCCUUGCCGAGGCUUGUGGGGCUAAAGAAGCACACAUUAAGAAGCAAUAUAAGGAUCUUGGUGAUUUAGGCCUUGUUGCAAAAGCAAGUCGAUCAUCUCAGUCUUUGAUGCGUAAACCAGAACCAUUAACUGUUGCCAAAGUUUUUAGUACAUUUCGGCUUAUAGCUAAGGAAUCUGGCAAGGAUAGUCAAGAAAAGAAAAAGAAUUACAUCAAGUCUCUACUAGUUGCAGCUACUGAUUGUGAACCUCAGUAUUUGAUCCGACUACUACAGACAAAGUUACGCAUCGGUUUGGCAGAACAAACUCUUUUAGUGGCACUGAGCCAUGCUACAGUAUACUCAGAGAAGCAUUCUUCACCCCCUGCAAGUGUGAAUUCAUCUAUAGAAGAGGCUGAGAAGAUUGUAAAACAAGUUUACUCUGUGAUUCCUGUAUAUGAUAAAAUUGUUCCUGCUCUUCUUUCUGGUGGUGUCUGUAACCUUCAAAAGACAUGCUCUUUCUCGCCUGGUGUUCCAGUUGGACCUAUGCUAGCUAAGGCAACUAAAGGAGUAUCUGAAAUUGUUGACAAGUUUCAAGAUAAGGAGUUCACUUGUGAAUACAAGUAUGAUGGUGAGCGCGCUCAGAUUCAUUACAUGGAAAAUGGGUCAGUGGAGAUAUACAGCAGAAAUGCAGAACGUAAUACUGGAAAGUUUCCUGAUGUUGUUGCUGCUAUUUCUAGAUUAAAAAAACCUUCUAUAACUUCUUUUGUUCUUGACUGCGAAUUAGUUGCAUAUGAUCGUGAGAAACAGAAAAUCCUGCCUUUUCAGGUCCUCAGUACACGUGCUCGUAAAAAUGUUGUUGUGAGUGACAUCAAGGUGAAUGUUUGCAUCUAUGCCUUUGAUAUCUUGUAUCUUAAUGGACAACCACUUAUUCAAGAGCAGCUCAAUGUUCGUAGAGAGCAUCUCUAUAGUUCCUUUGAGGAAGAACCUGGCUAUUUUCAAUUUGCCACGAGUACUACAUCAAAUGAUCUCGAGGAAAUAACACAAUUUCUUGAAGCUGCUGUUAAUGGCAGUUGUGAGGGAUUGAUCAUCAAAACAUUGAGUGGAGAUUCGACAUAUGAGCCUUCAAAACGAUCACAUAACUGGCUAAAAUUGAAAAAAGAUUACAUGGAAAGUAUUGGAGACUCCCUCGAUUUGGUACCAAUAGCUGCUUUUCAUGGCCGAGGGAAACGUACUGGUGUUUAUGGAGCUUUUCUCCUUGCUUGUUAUGAUAGUAACAAUGAGGAAUUCCAAAGCAUUUGUAAAAUCGGCACUGGUUUUUCUGAAACAAUGCUUGAAGAACGCUCUGCCAGCCAUCGUUCUAAAGUUAUCCCCAAGCCAAAGUCAUAUUACAGGUAUGCAGAAACACUCGAUCCAGAUGUAUGGUUUGAACCCACUGAGGUUUGGGAGGUGAAAGCUGCGGACCUUACAAUCAGCCCUGUGCACCGCGCUGCCAUUGGUAUUGUGGAUCCUGAAAAGGGAAUUUCUCUGCGAUUUCCUCGCUUGAUUCGUAUUCGAGAAGACAAGACUCCAGAACAGGCCUCAACAGCAGAGAUGGUUGCAGAUAUGUAUUCUGCUCAGAAACACAAUCAACAAAAUAAUCAGGAUGUAGAUGAAGAGUGAAGAGGCUUUCUGUUUUCACUUAUGGGCUUGUACCAGGAUGCUUCAUUUUACUGCUCUGUAACUUGAUUUUUCAUGUAAAGUAUGACACUUCUUAGAAUUUUAAAACAAUUUUUUAAAAAUAUUUUCAAUAUGUUGAAGUAGUAGUGAUCAAGUGAGUUGACAUAAUGUUACUUGGCACAUUAUACCGUAGACCAUGCCAUAUGGACCAUUGAUAUACGCCUAUUUUUAGUAUAUUGCGUGUUCAUUUUUU